AUGGCAUCCCUAUCCAUCACAGCUGAUCCACUCUCCCUCAUCCCCACCUUCCCAAAUGAAGACCCAUCUACAUACCCGCCAAUCCAAUCAGGUGGCUCUCUAAUCCUCGCCUGGCAAAUCCGUAACAAACGAGUUCUCCUCGUCGGGGGCGGGAAUGUAGCAGCCACUCGUCUCGUUCACCUUCUCAGCGCCGAUGCAUUAGUAACCCUUAUCUGCCCACCCUCAGGUCUUCACCCAGAAACCGCCUAUCGUCUCAAAACCCACGAGUCCAGAAUAACCUAUAUACCCCGCAACUUCGAACCCUCCGAUCUAUCCUCCAUCCCAUCGAUAUCAUUAGUUUUAACCGCAAUAGACGAUCCAGUCGCAUCAACUGAGAUCUAUACACUAUGUAAAUCACUAAACUACCCUGUAAACGUUGCAGAUGUCCCUCCGGAAUGUGAUUUCUACUUCGGAAGCGUGCAUAGAGAUGGUCCGUUACAGAUUAUGGUAUCAACGGGUGGGAAUGGACCUAAGCUUGCUGCUAUGAUUAGGAGGAAGGUGGCGGAUUCAUUGCCCAAGGAGACCUCUAAGGCUAUUGUGAAAGUUGGGGAGCUGAGGAAGAUGCUAAGGGCGAUUGCUCCUGAGAAGGAUGAAGGGGCAAAGAGGAUGGAGUGGAUGAGUAGGGUUUGUGAAAGUUGGGAAUUUGAAGAGCUGGCUGAGAUGACAGAAGGGGAUAUGAAGAUUUUGUUAGAGGGAUAUAAGGAUGGGGUGGUGAAGCAGUAUAAGGAAGUGAAGCUAUUGGAGAGUGUGAGGAGCGGGGAGGAAGAGGAUGACAGAAGGGAAGGAAAACCCGGGGAUGCUUAA
This is a messenger RNA of Orbilia oligospora ATCC 24927, 843 nucleotides long. RefSeq lists its product as uncharacterized. NCBI's taxonomy places the organism in Eukaryota, Fungi, Ascomycota, Orbiliomycetes, Orbiliales, Orbiliaceae. Gene Ontology annotation, biological process: siroheme biosynthetic process. The record is from RefSeq and is a predicted model, not a curated record. The transcript is spliced from 2 exons. Bases 1 to 843 code for a protein of 280 amino acids. Gene Ontology annotation, molecular function: precorrin-2 dehydrogenase activity; protoporphyrin ferrochelatase activity.